CGGUGAGGGUCAGUGUUGGUGUAUUGGCGCAGGAGACAGGUCAGGCUACGCUGCAGGUUGUAAGGUUCGCGUAGAUUCCCAGGAGCAGACAUGGAUAACGCCGGUAAGGAGAGGGAGGCCGUGCAGCUGAUGGCCGACGCCGAGAAGAGGGUGAAGUCCUCGCAUUCCUUCCUGAGGGGUCUGUUCGGUGGCAACACAAAGAUUGAAGAAGCUUGUGAAAUGUAUGCGAGGGCUGCAAACAUGUUCAAGAUGGUCAAGAACUGGAAUGCUGCAGGAAAUGCAUUCUGUCAGGCGGCCAAACUCCACAUGCAACUUCAGAGUAAACAUGAUGCGGCCACAAGUUUUGUCGACGCUGGGAAUGCCUUUAAGAAAUCUGAUCCUCAAGAGGCCAUCAACUGCUUAAAUGCAGCCAUCGAUAUUUACACUGAUAUGGGAAGGUUUACGAUUGCUGCUAAACAUCACAUUACCAUUGCUGAGAUUUAUGAAACGGAACUUGUAGAUAUUGAAAAGGCUGUUGCACAUUAUGAGCAGUCAGCAGAUUAUUAUAAAGGGGAAGAGUCCAACAGCUCUGCAAACAAGUGUCUGCUAAAGGUGGCUUCGUAUGCUGCUCAACUGGAACAGUAUCAAAAAGCAAUAGAAAUAUAUGAACAGGUCGGUACAAGCACGAUGGAUAAUCCUCUGCUGAAGUAUAGUGCAAAAGAAUAUUUCUUCAAAGCUGCCCUCUGUCAUUUCAUCGUAGAUGAGCUGAAUGCUAAGCUUGCCGUGGAGAAGUAUGAAGAAAUGUUCCCUGCAUUUUCAGAUUCAAGAGAAUGCAAGCUUAUAAAGAAAUUGCUUGAAGCUCAUGAAGAACAGAACAGCGAAGCGUAUACCGAAGCUGUGAAGGAAUUCGACUCCAUAUCCCGUUUGGACCAAUGGCUGACUACUAUGUUACUCCGCAUCAAGAAAUCGAUCCAAGGAGAUGGCGACGGGGACUUGAAAUGAGGAAGGGAAUUACAGUGAACACAUGUCUGGUCCCUCUUUGUUCCAAUCUCUGCCGUUUCAGUUUCCUUUUACAUUUCAGUGCCAGUCUAGUCUGUAGUACAACACGAUGUUAAUGGCUGCAUGUCAUCGAGCACUGAAGGGAUUUCAUAGUAAAUUAAAUUAUUUAAAGAAAAAUAAAAUAAAAUUGAUGAGGAUGGAGGAGAUGAAUAAUAUGUAAAGCCAGUAGCUGUAGGAGUCCAGUGUAAUUUAUUUUUUAUUUUUUUAGAAUUGACCCCCACCUCUGCACAGUGGAAGCAGCCAUGAUUUGGACUCUCCUAAUAUAGUAUGUGUUGAAGUCACUUGGGUGUUCAAUGAUUAUAUCACGUGGCUCAUAAAGAAGUAUAGACAAAGAUGAUCGCGGCUUCCGUAAGUCUAAAUCUUCUACCGGAGUGCCAUUUAAAGAAGUCCUCCAACUAAAAAUCUGAUUAAUAAUAAGUGUGGAUUACUGAUUCUUCACGGCGUUGCUUUAAAGACAUAGCACUGUCUUACUAGGCCUUAUUGACAGACUAUAGCAUAAGGGCUUAACUGUUUAGAACUCCAAAAACAUAUGUAUCCUAUAUAAGUCAUAUAAUGGGCUGAUCUCUGCAUAUCUCAUACUUCAUAUAGAAAGAUUUGGUUAUAGUUUAAAGGGGUACUCCGGUGGAAAACUGUUUUAAAUUUUUUUUUAUUUUUAUUUUUUUUAAAUCAACUGGUGCCAGAAAGUUAAACAGAUUUGUAAAUUAGUUCUAUUAAAAAAUCUCAAUCCUUCCAGUACUUAUUAGCUGCUGAAUACUACAGAGGAAAUUCUUUUCUUUUUGGAACACAGAGCUGUCUGCUGAGUGCUCUCGGCUGACGUCUCUGUCCAUUUUAAGAACUGUCCAGAGCAGGAUAUGUUUGAUAUGGGGAUUUUCUCCUACUCCUGGACAGUUCUUAAAAUGGACAGAGAUGUCAGCAGAGAGCACUGUGCUCGAGAUGUCAGCAGAGAACUCUGUGUUCCAAAAAUAAAAGCAUUUCCUCUGUAGUAUUCAGCAGCUAAUAAGUACUGGAAGGAUUAAGAUUUUUUUUAAUAAAAGUAAUUUACAAAUCUGUUUUACUUUCUGGCACCAGUUGAUUUAAAAAAAAUUAAAGUUUUCCACCGGAGUACCCCUUUAAGUCCUGGUUGGACUGAGAAGGUGUUGGAAGAAAAUGGUUUAUCAAAGAUUUUAUUUAAAAAUAAUAAUAUGAAUAUAGUAAAGAGUUGUAUUAUAAUGGUUAAUCUAUGGACCAAACUAUAAUGUAGAAUUUUGUUUUUGGCUAAUUUAUUGUGUAUAGAGGGUAUGCUAUUCGGAUGUAGGCUAGGGGCGGCAUGGUAUAUUAUGGUACCGUUGUGAGAUUUCCAUGUUUACCGGAUUGGAAGUGAAUUUGUCAGCACGUGUAUAUGUGAUAUUAGCUGCACACAAUGUCCAUUAGGCGACAGUACAAAGAUAUCAAACGUACCUUUGUUAGUGUCGAUGGGUUUUUCACAAAAUGUAAAAUGAUAAAAUUUACCUUGGACUUAAAGGAGUACACCGAUGCUCAGCGUUUGGAACAAACUGUUCCCAAAGCUGGAGCAGGGAGCUUGUGACAUCAUAGACCCGCCCACUCAUUAUGUCAUGCCCUGCCCCCUCAAUGCAAGUCUAUGGGAGGGGGCGUGACAGCUGUCACGCCCCCUCCCAUAGACUUGCAUUGAGGGGGCGGGACGUGAUGUUGUGAGAGGGCGGGGCUGUGAAGUCACGAGCUGCCGGCUCUGGCGUUCGGAGCAGUUUGUUCCAACCUCUGAACAGCGGAGUACCCCUUUAAGUGUCAGGAAGGUGGGGCUGAGAUGGUUAAGUGCCACAGCAAUGGAUUUGGAGGCACUGUAAGCCAAGCCCUGUGCGUUAACCAACCAGUCAUGGCUGGGGACCCAGAAGCAAGUGAUGCUGCUACACGUAACCAGCUCUGCCCCAGCUCCUUGACACUUGAGCAUGGAGAGAAAAUUGUCAUUUUAAGGGUACGUUCCCACCUGGCGUAUUUUUCUGCGUAUUUGCUGCUGCGUAUUUUCCUACCCAUUGACUUCAAAGGGAAAUAGAAUACGCAGCAAAAUAUGCCAGGUAGGAACAUAACCUAAAAGUUGCGGCAAAACAAAUCAACACUAAUAAAGAUAUAUUUUUGAUAUUGUCAUCCUGUCACCUUUCUGUUGGUAUCUGCAGCACACAUAAUAAAUAUGAGUUGACAGAUUCCCUGUGAGGUAAUAACCUAGAAACUGUCCCAGGAACAGAAGAAUAAGCAUGAAUCCUAUGGAGAAUAGUGUAUAUCUAGAUAUCUAGUGUAUAUCUAUCCAAUUCGAUCACCAAAAUGUUCUUUUCUUCUGUAUAAGUAUUGUCUGCUUUCACUGUGCAUAUCCAGCAGGCAAAUUUGACCAUGUUCAUAUGAAAUUCUUUCAGGACAUGAUUUGCAAUACAGGAAAACAUGCAACAAGAUCAGAUUUAUUUAUUUUUUUUACCUUUGAUUAUUUGUACGUGCGUUUUCUUAUUUUUUGUGAUUCACUUAGCACAGCCCAUUUUAUACUUGGGACGUCACUUCUGAAGCCUCUGACCGUUUCGUACCUUUUUGACUUUUGUGAAACUCUUUUCUUUUACGUGGUAAUUUUUGUUUUCAUUUGAGAUGAUCAGAAAAACAGUAUUUUUGCACAGUUGUGAGAAUAUGCAUACUACUCCGUGUCACAGUAAUAUGAUGCAAUAGUUUUUGUAGUCUUGUGUCUCGUCCUGUGUGUGUCUUAAAUGAUUAGAUUUUAGGGAUAUCAUUAAGAAAUAGUGGAUGGCAUGUGUCGGCUGUUGUGCAAAAAUGUCAUGCUGCAGUUUCCAACCUAUAUCAUGGACAAUCUGUCUUCCUUCUCAGUGUAUAAUUAUGUAGCCAAUAUCUAACAACUCUUAAGCAGGAAAUACUGUGUCUUUUUGUGUGCACAUUGUACAGUUAAUAAAGUGACAGUAUGCAACAGCAGUAAAA
Molecule: messenger RNA, 4002 nt
Organism: Hyla sarda
Lineage: Eukaryota; Metazoa; Chordata; Amphibia; Anura; Hylidae
Product: beta-soluble NSF attachment protein
Exons: 11
Coding region: 91-981 (296 amino acids)
Biological process (GO): regulation of synaptic vesicle priming; SNARE complex disassembly; synaptic transmission, glutamatergic
Cellular component (GO): synaptobrevin 2-SNAP-25-syntaxin-1a complex; vacuolar membrane; terminal bouton
Molecular function (GO): soluble NSF attachment protein activity; syntaxin binding
Source: RefSeq, a predicted model, not a curated record